CUGUUAACACGUUUUUUUUCAGGUUACUGGCUGGAGGGUGGGCUUUAGAUAACUUCAGCCAGUUCACCAUUUGUGUUUCCUUUGAUCUGCCCACUCAAAUGCAGUGCAAAUGACUAUUUUUGGCACACACUAGCUCGAGACCAGGCCGAGUUUUCGCUUUUAUAACGGUAGGGGUUUUCCAACUGCUGAAUCAGCGUUUCUUGCUUUACCCCUCCCCCCUCUAGCUCUCUACACUAUUGUAUACAAGCCAAGAGACUCUCUUAGCGCUGUGUAUAGUAAAAUCAUGGGCAGUAUUGAAUCAGUUGCAGCUGCCCCCCCUGCCUGCAGUUCAGUCUCCUUCACACUAAACGGUUUCCCAGUGAGUGUAGCAGAUGCAAGUCCUGGAGUCAGCUUGAACCAAUGGUUGAGGUCUCAGCCUGGACUAACUGGAGCCAAGAGGAUGUGUGGGGAAGGAGGCUGUGGGGCCUGUGUGGUGGCCGCAAGUGUACCGCACCAUGGUGAUGGGGAGACGAGUGUCGCAAUCAACUCAUGCCUGUGUCCCAUCUACUCCAUUGAAGGGUGGUCCAUAACCACUGUGGAGGGUAUUGGGAGUUCCAAGGUUGGUUUCCACCCAAUCCAGACAGCCAUUGCUGAGUACAAUGGCAGUCAAUGUGGCUACUGCACUCCAGGCUUUGUCAUGACCAUGUACAGCUUGCUUCAGAGGAACCCCCAACCUACUGAGAGAGAAGUGGAAGACGUGUUCGACGGGAAUAUUUGCAGGUGUACUGGGUAUCGUCCGAUCCUGGAUGCUAUGAAGAGCUUUGCCAUUGACCACACCCCCACCACCACCGCCACUCACCAUAUUGCUGAUAUUGAGGACCUUUCUCCCCGAGUGUGCUCUGAUGUUGGUGACUUGUGCUUGGAUCUAGGCCGAGGAUUGAGGAGGACAAUCUUUGACCCUCAGUGGUACCGUCCCUCCUCUUUGUCAGAGCUAGUGGCGGUUGUCAGGGGUAAUGAGGGGAAAAGAAUUGGGCUGGUAGCCGGAGACACUGGAAGAGGGGUAUUUAAACACUCACCACGAGAUGAGGUGCUUAUUGAUUUAAAGGCUAUUCAUGAGUUUAGCGAAAUAAAGGUAACCCCCAGUGUCCUUAUAGUGGGUGCCUGUGUGAGCAUCUCUCGAUUGGUGGAAGUACUCCUUAACAACCCCACCCCCUCGUUUAAAGUCCUGAGUCAGCACCUGCUCAUGGUGGGCAAUGUCCCCGUGAGGAACGUGGGUACAUGGGCGGGUAACCUCAUGUUGGUCCAUAAGCAUAGGGACUUUCCCUCCGAUGUCUUCAUCACACUGGCCGGACUUGGAACUACAAUCACUAUCGGUCGCUUGUCAGAUCUAUCCACUGUUGACAUGACACUGUGGAAGUUUCUGGAGACAGACAUAAAAGACAGUAUUAUUCUCUCUGCGUCCAUCCCUGUCCUUCCUGAGAGUGUAGUCUACCAGAGCUUCAAGAUUAUGCCCAGAGCUGUGAACUCUCAUGCUUACGUCAACGCCUCCUUCUGUGCCAAGGUGGGGGAGGGCUCAGUGAUAAAGGCCACGCCCACCAUCAUCUACAGCGGACUCACCAACAAACCAGUUUUAAUGACGGCUCUCUGUGAUUACUUGGUGGAUAAAGAUUUCUCUGAUCCGGCCACCCUUAAAGAUGCUGUGGACAUCCUGAGCAGUUUAGUCUUGCAGGACACACCUCUUUCUGCCUCGUCUGAGUACAGAAUGAGCCUGGCAACAACACUGUUCUACAAGUUCAUCGUUUGUAUCCUCCCGAAGCCGCUCCCCCCUUCCCUCCAGUCAGUGGUUGUCCCACCCACCAGAGCUGUGUCAAGAGGCAAACAGCUGUUUUCUAGUAUACCCUCCGAAUAUCCGAUAACACAACCGCUGACAAAACUGACCGCUAAGUUACAGGCGUCAGGUGAGGCCCAGUAUAUCAGUGACUGUCCUGUCCUACCCAAAGAACUAGCCGCUGCUUUCGUCCUAACCACUAUGGGCAAUGCUGAGAUAAUAUCAAUUGACUGCUCCACUGCUAAGAAACUGCCUGGCUUUGUCAAGAUGCUCACAUCAAAAGAUAUUCCCGGUGAUAACAACUUCAUGUCUGAUCGAGAUGCUGAGAUCCCUGAAGAAGUGUUUGCGGAGAAAAUAUCGCAAUAUGCUGGUCAACCUGUUGCUCUGGUACUUGCUGACACACAGGAGCAUGCUGAUAGGAUUGCUUGUGCUGUGGAGGUCACUCACAAGACUCUGGGGCCACCCAUACUCACUCUGGAGGAAGCCAUUCAGAGACAGUCUUUCUUCUCCAGUCCUCGCAGAACCGAGCGGAAAGUGGGAGACACUGAAGCUGCCAUGUCUGGUGCUGAUCACGUGAUCACGGGCAAAGUGGAACUCGGCUCUCAAUACCAUUACCACAUGGAGACACACACAGCCGUCGUUAUUCCGGAUGAGGGUGGGUUUAAAGUCCAAUCUGCCACUCAAUGGGUCGACAGAGUACAAGCCGCUGUUGCUAUGGUGAUGAACAUCCCAGCAAGCUCUGUAGAUGUAUCAGUGAAGAGGAUAGGAGGUGCUUACGGUGCCAAGACCACCCGUCCCAAUCUGGUAGCUGCAGCUUGUGCACUCGGUGCUUCAGUUACUGGGAGGCCAGUGCGUAUGUACAUGGAUCUUGAGACGAACAUGAAGGCCAUCGGGAAGAGAUUCCCGUACAUGGUUAGGUACAAACUAGGCAGCACUAAAGAAGGAGUCAUCACGGCUAUAGAUGUUGAGAUAUUUGCUGACUGCGGUGUUGCCCCUAAUGAGAAUGCUAUAUCUGUAGUGAGAGACUUCAUUGACAAUGCGUACUACGUUCCCAAUUGGAAGAUUGCUACACAGCCAUGCAAAACAAACACACCCGCCAACGUCUUCUGCAGGUCACCAGGUACUCUACCGAGUAUCUUUAUGAUGGAGACCAUGAUAGACCACCUCGCCACCUCAUUGGGCAUGGACGUCGAGGUUGUCAAGGUAGCCAAUCUAUACAAGAAUGGUCACAUGACUCUUGUCGGGAAGGAGCUGACUAACUGUAACAUGUCGAGAAUCUGGGAACAGCUGUACCAAUCUGCUGAAGUUGACAGAAGAAAGAAAGAGAUUUCUGAAUACAACAAGACGAGUCGGUGGUACAAGCGUGGACUGAACAUGAUGCCACUGAAGUACACUAUCAACUGGGCGGAGGCCACACCCUAUUACGUGACAGUCAACAUUUACGCUGAGGAUGGCACAGUGGCCAUAGCUCACGGUGGUGUGGAGAUGGGCCAGGGGAUAAACACCAAGGUAGCCCAGGUGGCAUCAAAGGUGUUGGGUGUUCCCUUGGAGAAGAUACGCAUCAAGCCUACGGACUCCAUGCUCAAUCCCAAUGGCAUAUGGAGUGGAGCCAGCACCACCAGUGAACUGAACUGUCUGGGGACCAUAAAUGCUUGCAAAGAGCUGAAUAGUCGCAUUGACAGUAUCAGAGAGCAGAUUCCCGGACUGGAAUGGGAGGACCUUAUACAGAUGGCCAGCAGUGCUGGGGUCAACCUAUCAGCAAGGGCAUUUGUGUCUGAAUCUUGUGACGGCAAGUUCAAUUACGUUUGCUGGGGUAGUACAGUAACGGAGGUGGGCGUGGACGUGCUGACGGGGGAGACGAGGGUGGAGAGGGUGGACAUCCUCUAUGACUGUGGGGACAGCCUGAACCCAGAGAUAGACAUUGGUCAAGUGGAGGGUGCGUUUGUGAUGGGUCUGGGCUACUGGCUCUCUGAGAAGAUUGUCUACAAUAAGGAGACAGGACAACUGCUAACUCACAACACUUGGGAGUACAAGCCCCCCUCUCACAAAGACAUCCCCAUUGAUUUUAGAGUUGAACUGCUCAAGGAUGCAACUAAUCCAUUCGGAGUGCUCGGAUCCAAAGCUGCUGGCGAGCCUCCUCAGUGUAUGAGCUGCUCCGCACUGUUUGCAGUCAAGAGAGCUAUUGAGAGUGCUCGAGCAGACGCUGGAAUCAGCACACAUUUCACACUAGAUGGACCUGCCACAGUGGAGAAUAUUCAACAAGCUUGUUUAACAUCAACAGAACAGUUGAGUAUAAUAAACUGACUGAUAUAGAGAAUGGUAUAUGCUAUAAUUAUAUUGCAGUUAAUGUAGCCUAAAUUUUAUAUAAUUAUUUUGUAAUUAAUGGUUGACUUGAAAUGUGUAUAAUAAUUAUUUAUAGC
Molecule: messenger RNA, 4227 nt
Organism: Halichondria panicea
Lineage: Eukaryota; Metazoa; Porifera; Demospongiae; Suberitida; Halichondriidae
Product: xanthine dehydrogenase/oxidase-like
Exons: 31
Coding region: 284-4111 (1275 amino acids)
Molecular function (GO): oxidoreductase activity; 2 iron, 2 sulfur cluster binding; iron ion binding
Source: RefSeq, a predicted model, not a curated record